AUGUUGUUGUUCACAUUCGUGGCUCUCCUCGUAACAAUCCACUCCGUUAAGGGCUCGGAAACUCCACUUGAAGAGAAAGAAACUUUUAUAACGCUCAACAGUAUGUACACAAACGAUCUGGUUUGGAGUGAUGAGUUGGCAGAAAAGGCAUUGGAAUGGCUCAAGUCACCGGAUCACCGAAAAAUAAAAGCUGAUCUGAUUGUUGGAGGAAGAGGUUUGGUUGCUAAUGCGAAUGACAAGACAGUUUGGCAAAAAAUACUUGAUGUUUUGGAGAUCCAUUUCGAUGAAAAGGAAGCAGAGCUCGAACGUCUUCCACCAGGCACAUUAUAUGGGUGCAAGGGCUAUAUGAGCACAAGGAGCACGAAAGACGAUUACGUGUCUGCCGUCUGUCUCUAUAGAUUGGAAAGGGUUAUGAUCAUCUCUUUCCCUCAAUAA
Molecule: messenger RNA, 435 nt
Organism: Haemonchus placei
Lineage: Eukaryota; Metazoa; Nematoda; Chromadorea; Rhabditida; Trichostrongylidae
Source: the annotation of a GenBank genome assembly